Ricinus communis (castor bean) is the source of this 1602-nucleotide messenger RNA. Its product is annotated as premnaspirodiene oxygenase. The record is from RefSeq and is marked provisional. Bases 1 to 1602 code for a protein of 533 amino acids. Gene Ontology annotation, molecular function: iron ion binding; oxidoreductase activity, acting on paired donors, with incorporation or reduction of molecular oxygen; monooxygenase activity. The transcript is spliced from 2 exons. NCBI's taxonomy places the organism in Eukaryota, Viridiplantae, Streptophyta, Magnoliopsida, Malpighiales, Euphorbiaceae.
AUGUCAUCACAACCAGCAGUUUUACAAUCCAACUUCCUUAACAGAAACGUCCAGCCAUUUCUAACCAUUCCCUCUGCUUCUACCAAGUAUAGUGGCACCGCUUGUUUCUCUUCCUUUCCCUCAGUUAAAUUAAAUGCUAGACCACCGCAAGCAUGCUUCUCCUUGAAUAAAAACAACGAUCACUCUACCCCCACCUCCAUCCUUCCUCCAGGACCUUGGCAGUUACCUCUGAUAGGUAACAUACACCAGCUCGUCGGCCAUUUACCCCAUAGCCGCCUGAGAGACUUGGGAAAAAUUUAUGGACCUGUGAUGAGUGUUCAACUCGGAGAAGUUUCUGCUGUGGUGGUAUCAUCAGUAGAAGCAGCCAAAGAAGUGCUGAGGAUCCAGGAUGUCAUCUUCGCUGAAAGACCUCCUGUCCUCAUGGCAGAAAUUGUGCUCUACAAUCGUCAUGAUAUUGUUUUUGGGUCUUAUGGAGAUCACUGGAGACAACUUAGAAAGAUUUGCACAUUGGAGUUGCUUAGUCUUAAGCGCGUGCAAUCUUUCAAAUCAGUCAGGGAAGACGAGUUUUCAAAUUUUAUCAAAUACCUUUCUUCCAAAGCCGGAACUCCAGUCAAUCUUACUCACGACUUGUUUUCUUUAACAAAUUCUGUUAUGUUAAGAACCUCCAUAGGCAAGAAAUGCAAAAACCAAGAAGCAAUUUUAAGAAUCAUCGACAGUGUUGUUGCGGCAGGAGGAGGUUUCAGUGUUGCUGAUGUGUUUCCUUCCUUCAAAUUGCUCCAUAUGAUUAGCGGAGACAGGUCAAGUCUUGAGGCCUUACGUCGAGACACAGACGAGAUACUUGACGAAAUCAUUAAUGAACACAAAGCCGGCAGGAAGGCUGGUGAUGAUCACGACGAAGCUGAAAAUCUUCUGGAUGUUCUUUUGGAUCUUCAGGAAAAUGGAGACCUGGAAGUCCCUUUAACCAACGACAGCAUCAAAGCAACAAUUCUGGAUAUGUUUGGGGCUGGUAGCGACACGUCCUCAAAAACAGCAGAAUGGGCGUUGUCGGAGUUGAUGAGACACCCAGAAAUAAUGAAAAAGGCACAGGAGGAAGUGAGGGGAGUCUUUGGUGAUAGCGGAGAAGUCGAUGAAACACGCCUUCAUGAAUUAAAAUACUUGAAGUUAGUGAUCAAAGAAACAUUGAGAUUACAUCCUGCCAUUCCAUUAAUUCCAAGAGAAUGCAGGGAAAGGACUAAGAUUAAUGGAUAUGACGUAUAUCCCAAAACCAAGGUCCUUGUCAAUAUUUGGGCAAUCUCAAGAGAUCCAAAUAUAUGGAGCGAAGCAGAUAAAUUCAAACCAGAAAGAUUCUUGAACAGUUCACUUGAUUACAAGGGUAAUUAUCUGGAAUUCGCUCCGUUUGGUUCUGGGAAAAGGGUAUGUCCUGGUAUGACAUUAGGUAUAACUAAUCUAGAGCUCAUCCUUGCAAAAUUACUAUAUCAUUUUGACUGGAAACUUCCUGAUGGAAUAACGCCUGAGACGCUUGACAUGACUGAAUCUGUUGGUGGCGCAAUUAAAAGAAGAACAGACCUUAACUUGAUUCCUGUUCUAUAUCCUACACAUUGA